AUGGCAACUCUGCAGAAAUUCAAGCUGUUAGCGACUCAGUGCGCGGUCGCCGCCAGCCCAACCAGAAGCCCCACCGCCAGUCCAGUAAUUUACCUCCGCCGGAGGCGAACGCUGCGGAUGCUGCUCAGCCGCGCCGGAAUGGGGAGUAGGAGGAGGCUGCCUCCUCGCUGCGGCGACGCGUCGCCAGAUCGGAGGAGGUCCGGCGGCGGCGGCGGCGGCGACGACGAGGAGAGGUCGCCGGAGAAGAGUAAGGAGUUGAUGGUCAGCCGGAAGCUCAAGGAUUUGUUCGUGUCGUCGCCUCCGGCGUUGGGGGAGAGGCUUUCGGAGAAUGUGAGGGAAAUGCUGCUGCCAUCGGGCGGCGAUUUGAGGAGAGGCGUCGCCCGCUCGCUGCGGCCGCUGUCGGCGACUCUCCGGCAGCGGUUGUUGAGGAGAGCGUGGCGGCCUGUGCUCGUCGCCAUACCUGAGUGA
This is a messenger RNA of Erythranthe guttata (spotted monkey flower), 468 nucleotides long. RefSeq lists its product as uncharacterized. The record is from RefSeq and is a predicted model, not a curated record. NCBI's taxonomy places the organism in Eukaryota, Viridiplantae, Streptophyta, Magnoliopsida, Lamiales, Phrymaceae.